AUGAGAGAAAUUGUUCACAUUCAGGCUGGUCAAUGUGGAAAUCAAAUCGGUGCUAAGUUUUGGGAAAUAAUAUCAGAAGAGCACGGAAUUGAUGUAUGUGGAAAUUAUAAAGGCGAUUCCGAUUUGCAACUGGAGCGAAUCAAUGUGUAUUAUAAUGAGGCAACGGGCGGAUGUAAAUUUGUUCCACGUGCCAUCUUGGUUGAUUUGGAACCGGGAACGAUUGAAAGUCUUCGUAUGUCAACAAUUGGACGUCUAUUUCGUCCUGAUAAUUUUGUUUUUGGUCAAUCUGGUGCUGGAAAUAAUUGGGCCAAAGGACAUUACACUGAAGGUGCUGAACUGGUUGAUUCAGUCUUGGAUGUCGUAAGAAAGGAAACGGAAGGAUGUGACUGCUUACAAGGCUUUCAAUUGACUCAUUCACUUGGUGGUGGAACUGGAAGUGGAAUGGGAACACUUUUAAUCUCAAAGAUACGUGAAGAAUAUCCAGACAGAAUUAUGAACACAUUCAGUGUCGUUCCUUCACCAAAAGUCUCAGAUACAGUCGUUGAACCUUACAAUUCAACAUUGAGUAUUCAUCAGCUAGUCGAGAAUACAGAUGAAACAUAUUGUAUCGACAAUGAAGCACUUUAUGACAUUUGUUUCAGAACUUUAAAGCUUACAACGCCAACAUAUGGUGAUCUUAAUCAUCUUGUAUCUCUCACCAUGUCUGGUGUCACAACAUGUCUUCGUUUCCCAGGACAACUUAAUGCUGAUUUAAGAAAAUUGGCAGUCAAUAUGGUUCCAUUUCCACGUCUUCAUUUCUUUAUGCCUGGAUUUGCUCCACUUGUUUCUCGAGGUUCACAGCACUACCGCGCAUUAACCGUCCCAGAAUUAGCACAACAAAUGUUUGAUACAAAGAACAUGAUGGCAGCUUGUGACCCACGACAUGGACGUUAUUUGACAGUUGCUGCAAUUUUUCGUGGUCGGAUGUCAAUGAAGGAAAUUGACGAACAAAUGCUUAACAUUCAGAAUAAGAACAGCAGUUACUUUGUGGAAUGGAUUCCAAAUAAUGUAAAGACAGCCGUUUGUGACAUUCCACCAAAAGGUCUCAAAAUGUCUGCUACAUUUAUUGGCAACUCAACUGCCAUCCAAGAGCUUUUCCGUAGAAUUUCUGAGCAAUUUACAUGUAUGUUCCGUCGUAAAGCUUUCCUUCAUUGGUACACGAGCGAGGGAAUGGAUGAGAUGGAAUUUACAGAAGCUGAAAGCAAUAUGAAUGAUUUGAUAUCUGAAUAUCAACAAUAUCAAGAAGCUACUGCCGAUGAAUAUGCCGAAUUUGACGAAUCUAAAUUGAGAAUUUCACAUCUUGAAAAAGAGUUUGAUGGAUAA
Molecule: messenger RNA, 1362 nt
Organism: Chironomus riparius
Lineage: Eukaryota; Metazoa; Arthropoda; Insecta; Diptera; Chironomidae
Source: the annotation of a GenBank genome assembly